GGGUGUUGGAGUCUAGCAACAUCGGCAGGAUCCGGACUGGCAAUACCUCUCCCGCUCCUGAGCGGCGUUCCUGCUUGGUUGCCAGGGCGGGGAUUAAGCUCGCUACGUUGCUAUCCCACGGACUACCGCCAGGGGGGAGCAGCGGCAAAUGGGGAAAGAAAUGUAGGAACUUUUUUUGCGCCGGAACUUCCGGAUGACCGGGAGGGACCGAACUGCUCUGCCGGAAGUUACCCGUUCAAACAGCCCCCAUCGUCGUGAACGGGAUGGUAAGCCCUUGUGGAUGGUAAGUUAAGAUGAGCAGCGCUUCUUCUCUCCCUACACCCGGAAGUAGGGCAGAUUGACUUUGAUAGAAGCCGUGUAUUCAUUUCGGAGGCUACAUUAGUGUGUUAUUUAUGGUAAGAGUGCUAAUAAGAGUGGCUGUUAAUACUGUAUAUACGGAACAUCUUUUAAGAGGCGGGGAGAGGCUACGUUGGGGUCCUAUCUUAUUAAGGGGUCGCCAGUGAUACGUGGUUUAUGGUAGCUUACGGUAGGAAGGGUCUAAUUCUGGGGGGAUUGACUGGGCAGUGGGGGACUCGCCAUCAGAAAUGAUGUUUCUGGGUGCGUUUCUGUAUAGUAGUAGUAGUAAUUUUUUAUUUAUACCCUGCUCAUCUGGCUGGGUUUCCCCAGCCACUCUGGGCGGCUCCCAACAGAAUAUUAAAAACAAAAUAAAACAUCAAACAUUAAAAAGUUCCCUAAACAUGUGACCUUUAACACAUCUGCAUAGGGAGGCUCCUUACACAUCUCCAAAAAAGAUGGCACAGAAUGAUAUGUGUAUCAAAAUCCGCCUGCUAAUUUUGAAAACAAUUGCUGCAAUUUAAACAGAGGUGCUAUACAUACAUCGCAGUGGGUUGGGGAAGAUUUUGGCCCUGUAACCUGCAUGCCUGACUACUCGGUAUGUUGUUAAGGUGCUUAACUUUUAACUUGGGACACAGGAAGUUGCUUUCUGCACAGUCGGUUCAUUGUGCCAUCCAGUCUACACCGAUGGGCAGCCAGAAAGUUCUGGGUUUCAAACAGGGACACUGAGUCAUCUCUUCCUAAAGAUGGCAGGUAUGCAAAGAAAAUACUCUGCCACUGAGCUACAGCCCAUGAUUUCUGAUGGCGUGUGGUUACAGGCACUGUAUUUGAGGAAGGAGGGAACACAGUCCUAUAACAUUUAAAGGUUGUUUUUCUCUUUAAAAAAUCUGUCUUGAUUUCUGUUAGAGUGGUCCUCCAGUAUGCUGCUACCACGACUGACGUCUCAGAUAGCGAGGGCCUGUCGAUUUGCAGGUAAGUGCAGCCAUUCUUUGGGAAUGUCGAGUAGAUGCCAUGCACCAGGUCAGACUAUUUGCCCAUCCAGACCAGUAUAGUCUACCCUGGCUGGCAGAGGCUCUCCAGGGAGUCGGACAGAGAGGGACCUUUCACAUCACUUUGCAGGACCUUCCUGCAGCCAAUCAGAAGCUGUCAUUUGGUUUUCAAAUGUUUUGGAAGUCGGACAUACUUCCGGAACGGUUUUCAUUUAACUUUUAAGCUACAAAAUGCAUCUUAAUUAUAUACACAGCCUGUCAUUAUGUAAGCCAUUUUGUUUCCAUGCGGGCAUUAAACCAACUUUCCCCUAACUUUGUGUCCAUCAGAUGUUAGACUAUCAACUCCCAUCAUCCCCAGCUAGCACUGCCAACAGUCAGAGAUGAUGGGAUUUGGAGUCCCAAAAUCUUUGGAGUGUGUUAUGUUGGACCCGGUCAUCAUGCCCUUUCUGUGACAUGAAAUGUUUCCUGCAGAAUUUGUUUUAUUUAGUCAUUUUUCUUUAUUUAAUAUAUUAACAAACUUUAUAUAUCACUUGCUUGUAAGAGAACCUCAAAGCGGUUCACAAAAAUAUAACACAAAAUGUCAAAAUUACUGAUUAAAAAUGGUUUUAAAAAGGCGUUUGAAAGCAUUCGAAAGAUUAUUGAAAUAGUCAGUAGCUGAUGUGUUAAUUUUAAAAAAAAUAAUGAAUGUUCACAUAUUUCCACACAGAACGCUUUCUGUCAAGAUCGGCCAUCUCGCUUCCGGUUCCUAGACUUGCAGCUUCCGCAAAUUACAGCACACUUCCCUCAAACAGAAAUGGAGCCCAACCCCAGCAGUGGUACGCGUUGGACCCUGAGCUGGAAGAAAUCCUGGUGCCAAGGAAGAUGUCGAUCUCCCCCCUUGAAAGCUGGCUGACGGUCCAGUAUGUCCUCCCUAAAGGUGGAGGCGCCAUCAGUGUUUAUGAGAAGCUAGGCUAUGAACCCAACCAUCAGUAUGAGCUCCCCACAUCUUCCCGGGGUGCAGAGGCUGAGGAUGACAGCGAGGAGGGGGGAGGCGAGCUGAACCGGGGCAAAAUGGAAUGCAAGAACGUUCUGAAGAUCCGGAGAAGGAAGAUGAACAGACACAAGUACAGGAAGCUGAUGAAGCGGACAAAGUUCUUGCGGAAGAAGGUCAGGGAAGGUCGGCGCCGGAGGAAACAAGUGAGUGUGGGAAGGGAGGAUUCUGGGAACUGGUCUGGCAUAGUCUGUUUAGCUCAGGGAUGGGGAACGUCAGACGUGGGUGCUGAAACGUAGCCCUCCAAGCAUCUUUCUCUAGUGCUUUCACUAGGCUGCACCUCCUCUCUCUAUGCCACACCUCGCACUGGCCCUGCUUCUCGCCCUGGAGUGUUUUUGCCUGGCCGGAAUGUGUCCUUGAACUCUGAUACAGCCUCUGGAUGUAUCCAGCUUAUCUGGAUGGAGGAUAGAAAGGUUUGCAUGUGCGUAUAGGAACUAGCCUACAGAAUGAAGGCAAAAUUCACAUUUGUUGCUGUACCCGCUUUUGCUCCUGGCCCUGCCCAACACUGGCAUGUGGCCCUUGGAAGGCUGCCCAGAGGGGAAUGUGGCCCUUGGCCUGAAUUCGUUCACACCUAACCACUUCCUGAUUGCGCCCAGUCCCAAGGUUGAGCAUUAUCAUAGAAUCCUAGAAUUGUAGAGUUGGAAAUGACCACAAGGAUCAGAUCUUUUGGACAUCUUGGGGCUCGAAACCAUGACCCUGAGAUUAAGAGUCUCAUGCUCUAGUGAUUGAGCUAUUUCCCACUAUAAUGCAAAUAGAUGUGUCAGAAGUGGGAUAUGAACCUAUGCCUCUUUCUCUUCCUGUGUGAUACUGGUUCUUCACACCAUACCCCCUUAUCCAGUUGUCAAUUUCCUAUAGACCACCUAUUUCAGUUUUGAUGUCUACUCGUCAUUUUCUUGACCCACGCGUAAUUCUGCAAUUCCUAGUUCUGCGCAUUAAUGGACCGCAUCACAGCCAUCCAGGACUUGCUGCCUCAAAGUACACAAUAUCCUAGGGGACAUGUCACUAGAUCUUGGUUUUUUAUGUCUUGUCUUUACAGAAAAGGUUUGAACGAGAUCUGGAACGCGUCUGGAGGAGAGCUGGACUGAGGAAGGCUCCUGAGGGAUGGACGGCACCCAAGAUAUAUCUCAAGAAUGUGAAGUCCGAUUGACGUCGCCAUGAGGUUUUUUUUUUUUUUAAUUAAACAAUAUUUAAAGCAGAAGAGC
Messenger RNA from Podarcis lilfordi (Lilford's wall lizard), 3554 nucleotides. The record is from the annotation of a GenBank genome assembly. Lineage: Eukaryota; Metazoa; Chordata; Lepidosauria; Squamata; Lacertidae.